Molecule: messenger RNA, 1031 nt
Organism: Cornus florida
Lineage: Eukaryota; Viridiplantae; Streptophyta; Magnoliopsida; Cornales; Cornaceae
Exons: 5
Coding region: 282-872 (196 amino acids)
Source: RefSeq, a predicted model, not a curated record
ACCAGAUCGUCCCAUAAACUCCAUAGAUAUCACUCCUCGUAGAUAUUUCUACAGAGAUUCUUAGUAUUACCUUCGAGUUCCGUGGACCCCACAAACCAACCGCCUUCUUCCAUCUCUGUCUAUAUAUAUACACACACACACACAUUAACCUUUGAUUGUCAUUUCGUUCUGAUUUGAAAUUCUCAGCCAGAGCCUCAACAUCACCAUACAGAGACUCAGAGAGAGAUUGAUAAUUUUCCGAAUUUGAAUUCUGGGUUUUGGAAUUUCAAUUUUCUGGGGUGAUGGGUAUGGAGUCCGAUGAGAGAUCGCCGUCUUAUUACACCAUUCUCGGCGUCCCUACGCACUCGCCUGAUGAUGAAAUUCGCCAUGCCUACCGUAAGCUUGCUAUGCAAUGGCAUCCCGACAAGUGGACGAGAGCCCCUUCUCUGUUGGGUGAGGCCAAGCGUAAGUUUCAACAAAUUCAAGAAGCUUAUUCAGUGUUGUCGGAUCGGAGGAAGAGAACAAUCUACGAUGCAGGCUUGUAUGAUCCUCAUGAAGAAGAGGACGAGGACUUCUCUGAUUUUCUGAAAGAAAUGGUGUCUCUUAUGGACCAAGUCAGGAAAGAGCAGAACAAGUGCUAUAGCAUGGAGGAGCUACAGAGUAUGUUCAUGGAGAUGUCACAAGGUUUUGAGUUCCCCAAGUGGUCUGAUUCUCAGUGGCCAACCUAUGAGACCACACAGUUGUUCUGUGGUCCUUCAGUAGGAGAUGGGUAUGGUAGAACAUCGAAGAGAGCUCGGUCCGAGGCAAGUCCAGUGGGUGAUAGAGGCUCGCACUUACAUCAUGUACCAGGCUUGGGGAUGUAUGGGAACAGCCAGAUGAGAACAGUGACAUAGCUCAGGCUUUGAUAGAAAGGAUGAAAACAAUUUUUUUUUUUUUCUUCAUAUGUUUGAACUCCAUGGCACCAUGUUUCUUUUUGGCGCCAAAAAGAUGAGAUUUUAUCAAUCAAUCAAUCCUUUUUGUGAAUAAAAGUUGAGUUGGUGAAAUUCUCUGAA